UUUUAUUUGAUCAAAAAAUGAUGUCAAAUAGAUUUCUGAAGAGCCUUUAACUUUAAUAUAGAGUAAACUACUGUCGCGCUCUGGUAGACUCGUUCUUAGAAAGUUCUCUACCAUCAAAGAAGUUGUUUGUACAACAGCAAGAAGUCAAGACCAGUGUAUGCCAGAAGAGUUUUCAAGGUAUGUAAACAAAAUUAAGUCCUCAACAGCUGAUCCGCCAACUGUCUUCGUCCUGCUGGAAAUAAAUUUUCCGCUCUCCAAUGCGCAGGAGCAGGAUAAAUGUCAAAUGAAAAAUCGAUAAGGUUUUUUUCCUCACAGCAAGAAGUAUAAUAAAAAUUUAAACUUCCACAACAACACAAAAGGUGUGCAACUGAGUACUAACAGUUUCGGAGCCGUGUAAGCUCAUUUCAAUAGCAAUUGCUUCGCUAAAUCAUUCAUUUAAUGGCUGCAGCAUGAACCCCGUGCCAAAUCGUGAAUAUAUAGAAGUGUGUGCUGCCGCCAUACAUCAUCACCAACAGCACCAAUAUCCACAGCAUCAGCACCCACACCAGCAUCACCAGCAUCAUCAGCAACAUCAAGCAGUUGCACUUAAUACUUUACUCAGCAACACAGCACCACCACCGCCACCGCCCGUACAACUCCCACACCCACACGAACUGAAGGCGCCACCACCACCACACGAGCAUCAGCCCCAUUGCAAGCAACAGUGUUUUGUUUUCACAGAGAUUGCAGAUAUUGAACUACCGCCUGAGAUUACGAAACUCGGCAGUGAAAAGUUGAAGAAUGGCGCUAUUGCUGCAGCCGCAUACAAGAUGAGCGCGUGUAGUGAUACAGGUAGUGAGCCCAGUCAUUCGACGCGAAAUCGUCGUGUGAUCGUAGUGCUUGGUAUCAUGUUGCUUUGCAUAGCCAUGGCUGGUGGCAUUCCUUUGGCAUUGCAAUUACGUUCUUCAUCACUUUUAGAGGCGCGUUUGGCUUUUAUACGUCGUCUAUUGGCCGAGUCACCGUUGAUUGAAGGCUCCUCUUGGCAACCCCCUACGCGUAACGCUGUUAAUCGCAGUAGCAGUGUUGGCUUGCUGAACGAGGUACGCCGUAAUCAUGUUGGUGCUGUCUUUUGGCCAAUUUCAGUGCCAUGUGGAGCACAGUAUCUGGACGCAGUGCAAUUGGCCUUAGAGGGUAUCGAUGAAGCUCGACGUAUUACUGCCAACACAGAUGCGUUGCACAUUGUGCUAUCGGCAGAUGAAAUGGAAGAGACACAUAUACGUGGCGAAGUCGCCGUAAUGCUGGGUCUAGGUGGGGGUCAUACUUUAGGCGCAAGCUUGGCAGUACUGCGUUCGAUGUACUUGCUCGGCGCACGCUUCGUAUCGAUUACCAGCUUGGAAUGUACAACACCGUGGGCCGCAGCUUGCAUACGCAGUCAUGAUUACUUGUUCGAGGAAAACGCUACACAUUCAAUCAAUGAGUUUGGGAAGACGGUUCUCUAUGAGAUGAAUCGCUUAGGUAUGCUUGUAGAGAUCUCCCAACUAUCCGAGGCAGCUAUGAUCUCUGCAUUACAUACUGCCAAAGCGCCAGUUUUACUUUUGAACGCUGUACCGAUUUCGCUCUGCAAUAGCUCCAGCGUUGCCUCCAUACCAGAUCGUGUUUUGAGUUUGCUAUCGGAUAAUGGUGGCGUCAUAAUGCUGAAUUUAGAGCGCUGCGACGAGCGACGUUUCUCUGUACGCGAAGCCAUAAACGCCAUUAAUUAUGUGCGCAAGGUGGCUGGUGUUGAUCACAUUGGGCUCGGUGGUGCGCCCAAAAGUUAUGCUUUUCUACUCGCAGAGUUGGCACGCGAUCGUGUUUGGGGUAAUGCGGCCAUAAAGAAGCUCAUUGGCGGAAAUGUAGUACGUAUUUUACGCGAAGUUGAGACACUAAAGAAUCGUUUGCCUCUCUACGAGGAUUGGAUACCACGCGAAUUGGUGGAGAGUACUUCCUAUUGUCGGUAUCCCGAGACAUAAACGCAACAGAAUUUUCGAAAUGAAAAUGAAUAUAAAAAAUAUUAACUAUUAAAACUUUGUUGGAGUUCUUUCGUUAGCGUAUGCACAACUAUACAGUUAAUCCCACCCACCCAAACCUUACUACGUUUACCUAUGGUAUGAAUAAAUGCAUACAUAUUCGAAUAGGGAUACACAGUUGUAUGUAUGUACAUAUAUACAUGCAUAUACACAUACAAACAAUACAAAUACCAGAUAUUACAUAUAAAUAGAUAGCCUGAUAGCUAUUAGUUACUCUGAGAAUGACUAGUUACGAGAACGACUAGUUAAAGUCUAGUGUGCGGAAGAAUAUCUUCAUUGAUAUUAUGAAGGAACCUGUCUGUUUAUUGAUAUUUUGUUGCCUAUUUUCGAAAACUUAAGAAAA
This is a messenger RNA of Ceratitis capitata (Mediterranean fruit fly), 2388 nucleotides long. Its product is annotated as dipeptidase 1. Lineage: Eukaryota; Metazoa; Arthropoda; Insecta; Diptera; Tephritidae. The transcript has 4 exons. Gene Ontology annotation, biological process: proteolysis. Bases 450 to 1988 code for a protein of 512 amino acids. The record is from RefSeq and is a predicted model, not a curated record. Gene Ontology annotation, molecular function: metallodipeptidase activity.